GUAACGUUUUUGGAGUAUUGGAAACGAAAAAAUGCCAAAUUGGCUCAUCGUUGGGACGUGCUGGACUAUGAGGUCGAGGAGGAACGACCUCGGCCGCAGUACACGGCUCUGUGUUCGGAUUUCGCGAAAAACCCCGUCACCGGUGCACUGGAACCCCACUUUCCCGAACGACUUCGAAUGGCUCGAAUCAUUGCCGGCUUGAUAUGCAUACUACUUAUGAUGGUGCUUGUCAUCGUUUUCAUCGUGGCCGUGAUAAUCUAUCGACUGCUCAUCAUGGUCCCUCUAUUCAAAAAUGAACUACUCCGACCUAACGCGGGUAUCUACGCCAAUAUGUCCGCCGCAAUGGUCAAUCUUGUGCUCAUUAUGUGUCUGGGCAAGGUGUACGAAAAACUGGCCUACAAAAUGACCCAAUGGGGUAAGUAUGUGAACCAUUCACUGGGUGAACUGGAAAUGCACCGAACACAGAGCAACUUUGAGAAUCAACUCAUAUUCAAAGUGUUCCUCUUUCAGUUUGUAAAUUUUUACGCAUCCAUUUUCUAUGUGGCAUUCUUCAAAGGCCGAUUUAUCGGGUAUCCGGGAAAUUAUAUAUACUUCUUCGGUCUGCGAAAUGAAGAUUGUAACAACGGCGGCUGUUUGAUUGAAUUGGCUCAACAGCUCCUCGUGAUCAUGGUGGGCAAACAGAUCAUCAACAAUUGUCAGGAAAUUCUGAUUCCGAAGAUGCGCACCUGGUGGCACACCUACACCAAGGAUUUGAACAAACAAAGCACCGGGUCGACCAGUAGUGUGCAAACUGAAUGCAUGUUUGUCGAAGAUUACAAACUGAUCCCUUACGAAGGCCUAUUUGAUGAAUACUUGGAAAUGGUGCUUCAAUUCGGUUUCGUAACGAUUUUCGUGGCGGCAUUUCCACUGGCGCCGUUCUUCGCUCUACUGAACAAUUGGAUCGAAAUAAGAUUAGAUGCGAACAAGCUGGUCCGUGAAACCCGACGGCCGUUGGCUGAACGUGCACAAAACAUCGGUGUCUGGUUCCGGAUCCUGGAGGUAUUGGUACGCAUUGCGGUUAUCAGUAACGCCGAAUCCGGUACGGAUAAUUUACAAAAGUUAUCGGGCCCAACCGCGGAUUGCAAUGCCGCAUAA
Molecule: messenger RNA, 1134 nt
Organism: Echinostoma caproni
Lineage: Eukaryota; Metazoa; Platyhelminthes; Trematoda; Plagiorchiida; Echinostomatidae
Source: the annotation of a GenBank genome assembly